Molecule: messenger RNA, 1896 nt
Organism: Mycotypha africana
Lineage: Eukaryota; Fungi; Mucoromycota; Mucoromycetes; Mucorales; Mycotyphaceae
Product: cyclin-like protein
Exons: 5
Coding region: 1-1896 (631 amino acids)
Biological process (GO): transcription by RNA polymerase III; transcription preinitiation complex assembly; DNA-templated transcription initiation
Cellular component (GO): transcription factor TFIIIB complex; nucleus; transcription preinitiation complex
Molecular function (GO): TBP-class protein binding; RNA polymerase III type 3 promoter sequence-specific DNA binding; RNA polymerase III general transcription initiation factor activity
Source: RefSeq, a predicted model, not a curated record
AUGCGUUGUCAUAAUUGUGGAUCGAGUAAUACAGAAACAGACACUUCAGCCGGAACGUGCUAUUGUGUUGACUGCGGUACAGUUCUUGAAGAGAACACAAUUGUAUCAGAGGUCACCUUUGGUGAGACUUCAAGUGGUAAAGCCAUUUUACAAGGUUCUUAUGCUGGUGAAUCAGGCCGUAUCGCUGGCGGUGGCCUUUAUGGCAGAAGAGGAGGUCGGGAAGGGCAAGAACAAGCGAUUGAAAACGGUCGUUUGAAGAUAGCCAAUUUAGCACAUGCUUUAAGGUUGCCAGAAAGAUACAGAGAUUCUGCGCAACGAUACUACAAUUUAGCGGUUGUAAACCGUUUCACUCGUGGUCGUAAGAGUGAUCAUGUCGCAGCUGUUUGUCUGUAUGCAGUUUGUCGAACAGAAAAAAGUGCACAAAUGUUGAUCGAUUUUUCAGAUUUAUUGCAAGUGAAUGUAUUUACAUUGGGUGCAACUUUUCUGAAACUGUGCAGAGUACUCAAUUUGCAUUUACCUCAUGUGGAUCCAUCACUAUAUAUAUCUCGAUUUGCAGUAGCCUUGGAUUUCGGCGAUUAUACACAACGAGUAGCGCAGGACGCUGUACGUAUUGCACAACGUAUGGAUCGUGAUUGGAUUACGAGUGGUAGACGACCUGCUGGUAUUUGUGGUGCUUGUCUUUUGAUCGCAGCACGUAUGAACGGGUUUCGUAGAACUGUAAGAGAAAUGAUAUACAUUGUUAAAGUUGCAGAAAUUACAAUUCAGAAAAGAUUACAAGAAUUCGGUGAAACAGACUCGGCUAACCUCAAAGUGCAUGAAUUCAGAACUAUCUGGUUAGAAAAACGAGCAGAUCCUCCUUCAUUUAAAAGAAAUCGACUUAUUACUGAAGAUGCAGAAACAGAAGGUGCGUCGAUAAAAAGUGAGGUAGACGAACUCGAUGAUCAAUAUAGAAUAGAGAAUAAUACGGCGACAGAACAAGAUCUAUCAAGUGUUGUGGAUGAAUUAAAUAAAGGCAAAGGCAAAACCACGGAGGAUGAAGCACAAAGCCUUCUGCUCAACCCUGAAUUAGAAUUGGAUGCAGAAGAAAUUGCAGAAGAAAUGGAAACAUGGCUUGAGGAUAAAUCUAUGAAAAAAGCAGCCACAGAAAUAGAAAACGAAGCUUUUAAUGAUAGCAAAGCCAAAGAUAAAACUUUAGACAAUAAAACUCAAGAAGGAAGUGAGAAAGAGACAGAGAAAGAGGAAGAGGGAAGUGCAGAUGAGGAAAAAGAAGUGGAAUCGAAAGAGGAGGAAGAUAUCAGUUUAUCAGAUGUGGACGAUGAAGAAAUUGAAGCUAUGAUCUUAGACCCUGAAGAAGUUACACUCAAAACUCAAAUUUGGUACAAUGAAAAUAAAGACUAUUUGGAAGAGAUGGCUAUUCGUCGCAGUAUGCAGAAGGAAAAAGGAGUUGACCACCGAAAAGGAAGAAGUAAAGUCAAGAAGAAAUUACCUCCGGCAGCAACGCCUGCUGAAGCAGCAAAGCAACUUAUGGGCCAAAAGAAGAUAUCAAAAAAAAUCAACCAAGCCAUUUUCGAUGAUAUGUUCGAAUCACCAGAGGCCAUUGAAAAGAUUAAAGCAAGGGAUGCUCUUAGUCGAAUGACAGGCUCAUCAAUGAUACCCAAUAAUGGUCCGUAUGAAGUAGUUGAAGAGUCCGGAGAUAUAUCGGCAAUAACAAGUAAGAAGAAAAGCAGCGACGACACAGAUACAAAAGAUACCACACUCUUGGAUGAUGAUGAAGACGAGGAUGAUGAAGACAUGGAUCCCGACGAUAUGGCUGAAGAUGAAGUUUUGAUGCGUAAACAACGUGAUCUGUUGUACGGCAUGGAGGAAGAUUAUGGUGAAGAGUAUGGUUCAGACUAA